AUGGCUGAACAAUCCAAUUCUGGGCAUAGCUCUAUGAUGGAAGGGGUCGCCAACCCGGAGCCUGACAAGAGAGACAGACAAGGGAGAAAGCGGAGACAGGAGGGACUACGCAUAGGAGAGAAUCGUGGGGAUCAAAUCUUAUACCUGCGUACACAUGUGUAUUCAGUAGUAUUGGCCUCCAUACUUAUUUACCGCUUGGCUUGCUAUAAACGCUUUGUACAAUAUGUUAACUUCCCUCAAUUGCCUUCGUCUCUGCUUCUGGGGCAUCUGAAAGUGUACAAUGAUAUCACUCAGCGCCGAUCCCUAGACCGCGAUCAUGGUAAAUACAAUGAGCCGCUUUAUGAAUACAACAUGUUCCUCAUACACGAUAUCCUUGGACGACCAACCCUUGUUUUGAUGGAUUUUCGGCCGAUCUGUCGUCCUGUGGUCUUCAUUGCUUGCCAUGAAGUUGCAGAGCAGAUAUCGAGGCCCACAAGCCUGUUUCGAACAAGCGUCCCUAAAGUUGACCUUGGUUACCUGAAACCCGUUAUAGGGCCAACAUCAAUACUUUCGGCCGAAGGUGAUAAGUGGAAAGCGUUACGGAGGACGUUUAAUCACGGGUUUUCCUUACAGCACCUUCUAACCCUCUUACCCACAAUACUUAACAAGACAAUGAUUUUUGUCAAACAUUUAGACAGAUUAUCAGAGUCGGGGGCCGAAAAAUCUCUCGUAUCGCUCACCGUAAAUUUGACGUACGACAUUAUAGGUGCCGUUAUCUUGGAUAUAGACAUGGACGCUCAGCACACGGAUCCAUGCCAGCGAGGGGAGCUAGUGCGGGCAUUCACGGACCUCCUAGACGCCUACUGGGACGACAAGAUUCAUUUACCAUGGUGGUUUAACCCCUUUGGUGAGCUCAGACGUCGACGCCUAGGGAAACGCGUUGACACAAUUCUAAAAUCCAUCGUUCGUCGCAAGCACGAGGAACAGCAGCAGGCGCACCGAACAGGACAAAAGACUCAGUCGCUACCGUCAAGCAUCAUCUCUCUCAGCCUCCAAGAUACGCCAGUGCUUUCGCAGGAAGUCCUAGAUCGGACUUGCGAUCAGCUGCGGACCUUUCUCCUGGGCGGCCACGACACGCCCAGCGCUACUCUCGCAUGGGUCUUCUACGAGCUAUCGCGUACUCCACGCUCUCAAUCGGCGGUCCGGGCUGAGCUUGACGUACUGUUUGGACCCGGCACCGACGCUGACGCCGUUCGCACGCAGCUCGCCUCGCCUGCGGGGCCGGAACUUCUCAGUCGCAUGUCCUAUAUUACGGCCGUCAUCAAGGAGACGCUCCGAUUGCACACGCCCGCUUCCACGGCCCGGAGAUCGCCUCCUGGCACUGGACUCGUGGUCCGUACACCCACGGGUGAAAAUCUAAAUAUGGACGACGUAAUCAUCUACAAUUGCAAUUCCAUCAUCCAUCGCGACCGGGUCAUAUUUGGGGCCACAGCCGACAAUUUCAUGCCGGAGCGGUGGCUGGACGACAGCAACAACAAAACUUCAAUUCCACCUACUGCGUGGAGGCCGUUUGAACGAGGACCUCGUGCCUGCAUCGGCCAGGAGUUUGCCAGUAUCGAGAUGCGCAUCAUCAUUGCCGUCGUGGCUCGGCAAUAUGAAUUCAGCAAGGUCGGGCUCGGCGAACUGGCUUUGGAUGCUACGAGCGGCCUUCCAAUACUGCGUCACGAUGCCAGGCCGGUGGACGGUAUAAUGAUGAAAGUGAAAAGAGUCAAAGAAGAUGAUUUGUAA
Talaromyces stipitatus ATCC 10500 is the source of this 1767-nucleotide messenger RNA. RefSeq names its product cytochrome P450 monooxygenase, putative. The record is from RefSeq and is a predicted model, not a curated record. Lineage: Eukaryota; Fungi; Ascomycota; Eurotiomycetes; Eurotiales; Trichocomaceae. Gene Ontology annotation, molecular function: oxidoreductase activity, acting on paired donors, with incorporation or reduction of molecular oxygen; iron ion binding; heme binding. The transcript has 5 exons. Bases 1 to 1767 code for a protein of 588 amino acids.